CCUAUAUAUAGAGAGAGACCUAAAUGUCCAGUCUCAUUAUUUACAAAUCCUUCAUUAUCAUUUUUGUACCUGUAAACUAAACUCCAUUUAAUCAUAGGAACAUGAAGGAAAAGAUUGUGAUCGAUAUCAGUACUCUCAGCAAUGAUAACUGUAUAUCAAAGGCAAUGGAGAUUGCUGUAAAAUGUGCAGGAGUACUCUCAGUGAAUUCAGAUAAGGAAAAAGGACAUUUAGUGGUAAUUGGAAUUGGUGUAGAUUUUUUCAAGUUGAUGAAAUGCAUAAAGAAGAAAUUUAGGUGUGCUCAUAUUGUGAGUGUGGAAGAAGUAAAACCCGAAAAGAAACCCGACCCGAAACCAAUUUGCUAUCCAAACCCAUGUGUGCAGUAUUAUCCAGUAUGCCAACCCGUUUAUGAGUCUCAUGGUCCAAAUUGCACCACUAUGUAAAAGACACCCUAUAAUUUUAAUUUAUUGUAUUGUAUUAUUAAAUCUGUCAUUAUAUAUGUAACAAUUAAUUUGGUGUGGUGGAACAUAUGUUAUUUCUCUUUUUUUAUUUUUUUUUCCUAUUAUACUUUGUUGGUGGUGAUUGGUAAUUGUGAUGGAUGAUGGCAGUAGCUAAUGAUAGACUAAUAAAGGCAGUUUUAGUAAUAAAUUAUAGUUGUAGUGGUAAUUAGGGUUGAUAGGGUUGAUUAAUUAUGGUGAUUGUCGAUUAUAAUGAUCGUGGCUCACCGCACUAGUGUGUGUAUGUGUGUGUAUAUAUAUAUCAAAGAAAAAUUGUUGAAGCAAUUGCAUGUAGCAGUACUACGAAAAUUAAAUUAGUGUAUAGAAAAUACAGAAGGAGAUGAAGAUGGAGAUCUGUAGCAAAAGGAGAUUGAAAUA
Capsicum annuum is the source of this 872-nucleotide messenger RNA. RefSeq lists its product as uncharacterized. The record is from RefSeq and is a predicted model, not a curated record. NCBI's taxonomy places the organism in Eukaryota, Viridiplantae, Streptophyta, Magnoliopsida, Solanales, Solanaceae. The transcript has 3 exons. Gene Ontology annotation, molecular function: metal ion binding. Bases 102 to 440 code for a protein of 112 amino acids.